Molecule: messenger RNA, 4745 nt
Organism: Penaeus vannamei (Pacific white shrimp)
Lineage: Eukaryota; Metazoa; Arthropoda; Malacostraca; Decapoda; Penaeidae
Source: RefSeq, a predicted model, not a curated record
CAGAUGAUGACCGCAUGUCCCUGACGACGGCGGUGAGCGAGGACGAAGAAGGAGAGAGCGUGCACAACUCGCCCUACAAGGCCCCGCGCGCCGGCACGACCGCCGCGUCCUUCAACUGCACCGGCGCCGUCAGGAAGGCUGGGUUUCUGAGCGUGAAGAAGUGGCUGCUGCGUAAGAAGCACCAGAUUGAGCUGGCGAGGAAGCGCGGCUGGAAGGGCUACUGGGUAUGUCUGAAGGGCACGACGCUCCUGUUCUACCCGUGCGACUCGCGCGAGGGCCGCUCCGUGGAGGCGGCGCCCAAGCAUCUCAUCAUCGUGGACGGCGCCAUCAUGCAACCCAUCCCCGAGCACCCGAAGAGGGACUACAUCUUCUGUCUUUCCACGGCGUUCGGAGACGCUUAUCUCUUCCAGGCCCCAUGCCAGGUCGAACUCGAGAACUGGGUGAACAGCAUCCACAGUGCUUGCGCCGCCGCCUUCGCUCGCCACCGCGGCAAGACAGGAACUCUGCAUCUUCUCCAGGAGGAAAUUUUCAGAAUCGACCGCGCCAUAGAAUCGGACUCAAAGCUGAAGCACAUGGCUGAGUUGCAGCUGUCAGUGGUGUCUGAUGCAGAGAGCAAACAGCAGAUUAUGGGUCAGAUCAAGCAGUGGGAGGAGAAUCUAGAACGUCUACAUUGUGAACAAUUCCGCCUGCGGUGCUACAUGGCAUCUCUACAAGCAGGAGAACUGCCAAAUCCAAAGGGACUCCUGACUCAUGUGUCACGCACAACCAAGACAACUCUGAACCGUUUAGGUGUAUUCACAGUGAGCAGCUUCCAUGCAUACAUUUGUGCCCGUAGUCCUUCCCUGCUCAACAAUCUCCUUGCAGGCAGAGGAGCAACUAAACGCAGGGCACCCAUGUUAUCACGGAGCAACAGUGUGUCAUCACGAAGAUCCUUACAGAUGCAACAGCAACUUGAAGGUGAAAAGCAAUACAAAGUCAACCUUCCAGAUAACCAGACUGUGACCAUUAGCAUAAAAGAUUCCAUGACUGUGGAGGAAUUCCUGGUAGCAGCAAGUGGCAGGAAGAACCUUAACCCAAUGGAACACUUUGUGAGAGUCAAGAAACGUCGUGAGUUGGAGGAAACCAACUACUUCGUCCCUCAUCGUACAGACCUCAUAGAGAACUAUUUGGCAACUCAUGAAGUAGUUGAGAUCUGCGCCAAGAUCCUGUACCAGGUGGAGUUGUCUCGCUCCUCACUUGACCACAUGUGGGGCUUCAGUGUGGAGGCAGAGCUCAUUGAGAAUUCUGAGCGGCAGGAUGAACUUUGCUGCUACAUCUCCAGGGUGGAAGAUAGAUCCACUGCCAUGCAAAAUGGCAUCAUCAAGGGAGAUGAGAUCAUGGUGAUCAAUGGUGCAAUUGUUAGUGACUUGGACAUGAUGUAUAUAGAAAGUGUUCUACAAGAGGAGCUUGCCCUCUGUCUCAUGAUGAGGUCUUCUCGAACGGAUCCACCAGACUUAGCUUCUUUAAUGAAGACAACAGAUGAGAUCAUCGAGUCGUUAGUGUGUCCCCCACCACCCACAGAGACCUCCCUAAAUGAGGAGAUGAUUUCCAGGAUGAUUGUUCCAGCGCCAACAUGGAGCAAGGCCAUACUCCCUGGUAAAGAGCCAGCAAGUCCGGAUGGCUUCCCACCUCCCGCCUCGGAUACCUCAGAGCGAUCAAAUGUCUCAUCCUUGGAGAUUGAAAAUUUUCUUAGGCAGAACUCUGAAUUGAGUGGAUGCUGUCGGUCACCUGUCGAGCGGAGGUCAAGCCCCACGGGUUCUAUCGCCUCCACUCAGAGCCAGUCGCAGUUGACGCCCUCCCGCCAACUCAGCGACGGCGAGCGCCUCAAGAAGGUCAUCCUGGAGCUUAUCGACACGGAGAGGAGUUACGUCAAGCACCUGAACAACCUCUUGGAGAAUUACCUGGAGCCCCUGAAGAGUGCAUCGUUCCUGAGUUCGGCCGAAGUCAAUGCGCUCUUCGGCAACAUCCGGGAGAUCGUGGCCUUCCAGAGGCUGUUCCUGCAGGCCCUUCAGGAGGCGCUCGACAUGGAGCCCGGCUUCUCCAAGUUCGACCAGCCCUACGAGUUUAAGAAUGUGCUGUUCUCCAUUGGCAGUGCUUUCCUCUACUAUGCCAGCCAGUUCAAGUUGUAUAGCUCCUUCUGCGCCUCCCACUCCAAAGCUCAAAAAGUCCUACAUCCUAAGGCUCUGAAAGUUAUGGAGAAGGUAGCCGAGCACAUCAACGAGAUGCAACGGAUCCAUGAGGAAUAUGGUGCAAUAUUUGAUCACUUGUUCCGUCAGCACCAAAAGUCUUGCAAACAAGACCCUAGGAUCUCACGUGAUCCACACCUCCCACAGCCCAUCGACCUCUCUCCUGGGGAUCUUCUGUACUAUGGAGGAGUGGAGUGGCUCAACAUUUCUGACUUCCUUGGCAAAAUAAAGAAGGGGCUGGAACUUCAUGCCAUGUGCUUUGUCUUUAAAACGGCUGUAGUCUUCUUGUGCAAAGAAAGACUAAGACAAAAGAAAAAGUUGAUGGUUAGUGCUGUUGGAGUCCCAGGCAAAAAUAGUUCAUCAGAAGUAGAAAUAAUAAGGUAUCAAGUGUUGAUCCCUGUGACGGAGGUUCAAGUCCGUGCCUCCUCCAUGAAGGACAUGGACUCUCAUUUCCUUUGGGAGCUUAUUCAUCUAAAGAGCCAGCUCCAGAGGCGGUCUGAGAAGGUUUACCACUUGUCAAAUAGCACAUCAGAAUUCCGCAACGCUUUCUUGAAAACUAUUCGACAGAUCAUCAGAGAGUCAGUUCGCAACAUGAACAUCCCAGCAAACAAGCCAUCUUCAUCUUCAUCCAAUAUAUCUAAUAAGGGAAACACUAACACCCUGCAACCAUCUCGCUCUGUGCCAAAGAAAAAAGCACCCACAGUUCAGUCAGCCACCCUGCAACGGCACUCAGCAGGUAACAUAGACUAUGACAACUUGGAGAGCUACGAUAAUGUGCCUGAGACGCAGAUUGGGCAUGACCAGUCCAACUUCCAAACACGUAGCAAGACCGUGUCGGACGGCAUGGACGAACUCAGUGACUCCACCACCAAGAGCGACGGCGGCAAGGACGAAGUGGGAACGCGAUCGGAGGGCGAGGAGGAGGUCAUAGAGAAGAAAAAGGCGACCCUAGGCCGGACCCCCAACCACCUCUCGCUGUCCACCACCUCGACGCUCUCAACGGGCUCCACUGGCUCCAUGGCCAAGCUUAUCCAGGCCAGCAACCAGCCAUCCCAGUACCAACCAGCCAAGAGUGUUGGUUCCCCAGUGUGGAAGCCCCGUGAUGCCUUCGCCCCAGGUGCAGGCAGCACCUUUGGUGCAGGUGCCGGAGGUGCUGGUCAGCGAGGAGAGUCACUAACACUGCCUCGUGCAGGAAAGCCCAGUGGCCGAGAGGAUCACUUCCUGGUCUACGAGGAAUAUGGUGGCAACAUCUACAUGAGUAGCAAAAAAGACACAGAUGAUGAAGUAAAAGAUACAGCCAGUAGAAGUGGAUGUCCAAGCAUACCAGUUAUACCAGGGGUUCCAAUCCCCACCAAUGGAAGUGCUCAUAGUAGUAGUCCAGCCUACACGUGUGGAAGUGUCACCACGCACCACCUACGACCAUCCCAUCUAUCUACUCACUACACUGACCAGCAAUCACAGGGUGCGAUACACAGACCUUCACAUGACUCUCUCCGACCUGUCUCAGUGAAUGGGAGUUCUUUUCAUGCACCUUCUCCGGAUGUAGGGUCGUGUGGAAAUAUUGGUUCAGGAGGAAGAAGGGGUGUGCAUGGAGAUGGCCUAAAGAGUUCUCCUUGGCCAGGUUUCCCUUACACUGGGGGUGGGGAGAGCCACCCAGAGGAAGACAUGGAAAGUGUACUUGGCAAUGGUACCAUUACUAUUGAUGCUCUCCUCCAGCAACUGCGAGCACUUUCUUAGUUACCUUUUCAAUGCAAUAUCAGUUGUUUGUGUCCAGCUCUCCAUUAUCAAUCAGUUAAUGCUCCAGUCCCAGUCUUCAGUCCUGCAUAAAAUAAAAUAUACUAUUUCAUUUUCUUUCUUUUAAAUAGUUAUGUUGCCUGGAAACAAAAUUCCUUAUAUGAAAUAAAUGUAAGUCUUACCAAUUACUUAUCCACAAGAUAAGAACAAACAGGGUCUUUGUUGGCCACUUUUGCUUGGCUAAUGCUUUCUGCUCAAAGUUUACUUUUUGUAUAUAAUGUGUUAGGUUAGUGUAAGAGAGAUAAAGGAUGUAACAGAAAUGUUGAUAUUUUCACCAUUUCAGUCAAGCCAACACCUGGCAACAGGUAGCAAUUUUUCCAGCAUUAUGUACCAGCUUGUUUACAAGCUGAAUUUUAACACUUGGGCAUUUUCAUUACGUUAUGUGAGACUCGCCACGUUAUCUAGUCUACAAGACUUUAAUCAUUAAGGUAUUACAUUUAAUUUCAAAUUUCAUGACCCUUAUAUAAUCCUUUCCUUUGUUAUUGAUGUAUUUACUCUGAUCUUCAGAAUUUGACUCACCUUUUUGAUUAUCCCAUGCUUGAUGUAGUUUGAUUUUUUUCUUCUUCAUCAUCUACAUCUGUUUUAUAUGAUUAUUGAUUUUUGCUUACAUAUCCAGGUUUUUUUUAUAACAUAUUCAUAUAUGAAGAUUUUGUAUUUUUCAGUCUUUCAUUACAAGUUAUCAAGAUAUUGACAAUGUAAGUAAUAUAAUAAAAUUCCAAGAUGAAA